Daldinia vernicosa is the source of this 2304-nucleotide messenger RNA. RefSeq lists its product as uncharacterized. NCBI's taxonomy places the organism in Eukaryota, Fungi, Ascomycota, Sordariomycetes, Xylariales, Hypoxylaceae. Bases 1 to 2304 code for a protein of 767 amino acids. The record is from RefSeq and is a predicted model, not a curated record. The transcript is spliced from 4 exons.
AUGGCACUACCUAAAAAAUCCAGUCAGGAUGCUUGGCGACGAACCGGUUUUGUCAAUAUCGCUUUGGCAUCAACUUGUGGAAUUUCGCUCCUAGUAUGUCUUAUCAUAAGCCUCAAGCGGCCAGGGUCCUCGUUGAAUACGUCUACCAUUAUAUUCGAGGGAUCGUGUAACGACUCUUCCAACAUCAAUAUUGCGUUGCACCUGGUUCUUAAUCUACUCUCAACUGGUAUUUUAGCAUCGUCGAACUACUUUAUGCAAAUCGUCAGUUCUCCAUCACGGGACGAAAUCGACAAAGCGCACAUGUUUCUCUUUUCCCUGGAUAUCGGAAUACCAUCUAAUAAGAAUAUUCAAUUCAUAUCUCGUUUCAAAAAAACCUGCUGGGUUGUUUUACUGUUGUCAUCCCUCCCAAUACACCUCUUUUUCAAUGGUACUAUCUUUGAAACGAGAUAUCAAGGCUCAGAUUGGUAUUCAACUGUUGCAACCGAGGCCUUUACUCGAGGCGAACAUUACUUUCCUCCUGGAGCAAGCCUGGAAUUCAUCAUGCCCCCUAGAUACAAUCGCCAACCUGAUAUUAAACCUGACGAAAUUGUGUCACCAGAAGCUCUACAAGAAAUCAAAAAGGCAGCAACAGACGGUAGCAGCUGGAAACCCAUGGAUCCUCCCACUUGUUACGCCGAGUAUACGACUUGCAAACCAAGGAAUCAAUACCGCGAUGUGGUGAUGGUUGUCGACAGCGGUACCAACAACACAAAGGGUUGGACUCGAGGAGAGGCCUUCAAGUUUCCUCUGAAUACAUCUCUUUGGUGGGACAAAUACGUCCCUCGGAAUGAAACCAAUUCUCUGUGGCACACUUCCCAGUGCGCAUUGAUAGAACAGGCAGAACCGGAAGAUCGAAGUUGCCAUACUAGGUGUGAUUAUUCCAUAAUCCCCCCUUUAACACAAUUCAAUCUAUACAAUGUCAAUAAAACCUCACCGUCACAUUGGACAGUUUUUCCCUCCUAUCAGGAACGAGACCCCGCGUACCGCGUUAACGACAAGCUUAUUUUCAUGACUAUUAAAUAUUGUCUUGCUGAACCCUAUUCAAGGGUCUGUAAGGUUGGUAUAUCUAACGCAUUGCUACUACUUGUCAUUAUUUGCACAUUCAUCAAAAGUGUUCAGUGCGGCAUCAUCGUCUGGAAAUUGCCACACUACUCGCUCGUUACUCCAGGAGAUGCUAUAGCAUCCUUUAUCACUAACCCUGACCCCUAUACCAUCGGGCUUGGGACCCUAGAUAUCCUUGACAGCUCUAGACUCGAGUCUAAGCAACGUCAGUUCUGGUCUCCAUAUGACGAACAUAUGCUAGUGCCAACGACAAAGCCUCGACAGUGGGUGGCUGUAAAGCGGCGUUAUUUAUCCAUCAUACCUCGGACCGUGCGAUUUCGCACAUAUGUGCUCUUAAUAUUUUCAAUAAUAAUACUUUGCGUGGGUUUAGGGUUCUCUUACCAAAGUAACGAUCAUACAUUUGGAGGUCCCUUUGGUCAUUCAGACGAAGUUCGAGUGACUAAUAUUAUGAGAGAUUCCGGGUUUAUGAGCACACUUAUUGUUGCUAACACGCCUCAGCUCCUACUAUCAGCGUGUUAUUUCUCUUACAACGCGUUCUUUACCCGACUCCUGGUCGAACAGGAAUGGAACUCGUAUAGCCUACGAUAUCAGCCCCUUCGAGUUUCUUAUCCCAAGGGCGGGCAGAUCUCAAGCUAUAGACUACAGCUGCCGUACAAGUAUAGCAUACCACUCAUAAUCAUAAGUGUAGUAUGUCACUGGCUUCUGUCAGAUGCGUUCUUUUUCUUUGGUAUCGAAGGCGGUACGUACCUUCUAACAUAUGGUGUAAACCCUAAUCCUAGUACCCAAGCGUAUUUUCAUCUCUCCGAAACCUCUUUGGUCUCCUUGGGCUACUCAACCCCUGCUAUACUGGCAUUACUUGUCAUUGGCUGUGCCAUAGUACCCUUACCACUGCUUUUCAGCCUGCGGAGACCCAAAGGGAAGAUGGUGGCAGGGGGCUCGAACUCGUUGGUUAUGUCAGCGGCUUGUCACUGUUUCAUAUCAUCCCCGACUGAAGUACAAAGUCAAGCAUGUUCACCCUCAAACGACGAAGAAGAGAUGUUGCGGGAAUUGUCUCAAUCGAAAUUGAAAUGGGGUGCCACAUCUCUACCAAGCGACGUUGCCGAAGCUAUGAGCGAGGAGAGUGGAAAUAUGGUAAUGCACCUUGGCUUCGGGGGUGAAUCGUCUAAGGUUAGAUGUCCUGAAGAAGGGGAAUGGUAUGUGUAA